This is a messenger RNA of Crotalus tigris (Tiger rattlesnake), 4979 nucleotides long. It is a transcript of the gene CSF3R, whose product is annotated as colony stimulating factor 3 receptor. Gene Ontology annotation, molecular function: cytokine receptor activity; granulocyte colony-stimulating factor binding. The record is from RefSeq and is a predicted model, not a curated record. Gene Ontology annotation, cellular component: external side of plasma membrane; signaling receptor complex; membrane. Bases 204 to 2780 code for a protein of 858 amino acids. Gene Ontology annotation, biological process: cytokine-mediated signaling pathway. Lineage: Eukaryota; Metazoa; Chordata; Lepidosauria; Squamata; Viperidae. The transcript is spliced from 16 exons.
UGAAUAUGUUUAGCCUAGAAUGCAGAUCAUUCGGUGACUAUGUUAAAAUUCUAGACAAAUAUUUUUUAUUAUUUUAUUAUUUCUUGAAUGUGCAACCCCAGAAUGUAGAACCGACAACUCAACAAUAUUUUUAGUGUACUGAAACUUGAUGCCACAGCAGGAAGAGGCACAGAGAAGCCCAGGACGUCAUCAAGCAGGAUUAAAUGUUACGUUGCCUGAGCCAAAUCAUGAGAAGCAUAUGGGAACCCUGGUCAAAGAUGCUGGGAUGCGCUCUUUUGCUCCUCUGGAUGCCAGGAGCAGGGUCCCUCUCCUGCAGUCACUUGACUGUCAACUCCUCAGCUGUCAUCUUGGGAGGAAAUAUCACAGCUUCUUGUACCAUCUGGAGAAACCACUGCCCCGUUGCAAAGGGUAGCAGAAUCCAGAUUAUUUGGAAAUUGGGCAACCAACAACUUCAAGGAUCCCAGAAGAGCUUCAGCAAUGGAGUGGAAGUUUCCAACAUCACCAUCGGCCCCUUCAAGGAACCUGUGACUCCCCUGAGCUGCUGCAUACAGGAACACGACGUCCCACAGAUUAUGAACCUUACCCAGAUCCAGGCUGGAUACCCUCCAUCCCAGCCUCAGAACCUCACCUGCAUCUUCAACAUUACCUCCAAGAACCUGGCGUGCCAGUGGGACCCUGGGAGGGACAGUCUCCUCCCAACCCACGUGGCCCUGAAGGGAUUCCGGAGCUCGAGGGAGUGCAAGGCCCUGGCCCCCAUCGCAGAUUGCAUUCCUAAGCCUGGCCAGCAGUCCUGCACUUUUCAACGCCUGGAGCUGCAGCUGUAUCAAAAAAUGCUUUUCUGGGUGUCUGUGGAAAAUGCCCUGGGCAACGUGACCUCGGAACGCUUGUGUGCGGACCCCAUGGAUUUAGCCUGGCUGGAGCCCCCGACCAUCCAGGACAUCCAGCUCAUCUCCGAGGAGAGCGACUGCCUGAUGGUAAAAUGGGAGGCAGGAAAGGACAGCAAAUUCAUGGAACAGGGCUGUGACCUGCGCUACCAGCUGGAAGGCAGCCUGGAGUGGAGUCUUGUCCACAACAUCACCACCUCUAGCCGGCAGAUCCGGCAGAUCCAGCAGUGCGGCUUCCUCUUUGGCAGCCUCUACCACUUCCAGAUGCGCUGCAGACGUCAGCCUCUCAGCUAUUGGAGCAGCUGGAGCCCGGCCAAGCUCUUCACUACACAGGAGAAAGCACCUUCAGGAAGUCUUGAUGCCUGGUGGAAACUGCGAGAGGCCGAGAAAGGGACGGAGGUGCAGCUGCUCUGGAAGCCGAUGAAGCCACAGGAGGCCAACGGCAGAAUCCUGGGAUACUGGGCAGCACUCAGCACCGGUCAGCACACAGGCCACUCACCCUCUCUGUGUAACACCACCGAGAGGCAAUGUACAUUUUUGAUGCCACCAGGAGCCAAAAGGGUUUAUCUCACAGCCUACAACUCUAGAGGUGCAUCUCAAGCCACAGAGAUCUUCUUGCUGCAGAAAAAAGGUCAUCCUGUGCUCAAGAUCCAGGCAUCCCCCCAUGAUGAGAAGAGCUUCCGGCUGUGGUGGGAUCCCCCAAGGACCCCAGUGACGGGCUACAUUGUUGAGUGGCACCGAGUGACCUCUGCAGCAGAAGACAGCAACAUUGAGUGGCAAAAGCUACAGAAUGAAAGCAUCAGAGAAACGCUGAUCCAAGAAAAUAUUGAACCUUUCCAGCGCUACAACAUCUCCGUCUACCCUCUCUACAGAGACACAGUUGGGGUGCCCCAAUCAAUAGAAGCUUACACAAGGCAGAAAGCUCCAACCAGCAGCCCGAAAGUGUAUCCCCUAAAAAUUGGGGUGUCCACAGCUGAGGUUUGGUGGAGUCCCCUCCCUGUUGAAGACCAGAACGGCUUCCUCACCGGCUAUACUCUCUUCUGGAUCGAUCCCAAUGAAGAAGCUAGAAGUAUUGCUGUGAACACUUCUAUAGACAUCCUCACCAUCUCAGGUCUUCGGCCUUCAACAAUGUACAGCCUACAUCUCAUGGCCUCCACGAUGGUUGGGAGCACCAAUGGGACCAGUGUUGUGAUCACCACCAAGGACAUGGAAUACCUGGACAUCACCAUUGUGUACUUAGUCAUUGGGCUGCUCUUGGCCAUGAUAAUUGGCAUGGUCAUCUGCUUUCAGAAGAGCAAAAGGAUGAAGAUGCAGUUCUGGCCCAGCGUCCCUGACCCAGCCAACAGCAGCCUGGGCAAAUGGGCCCCCGCCGUUCUGCAGGAGGAGACCCUGCAGGCCCCCAAGCCGUGCGAGCUCAGCCCCGUCAUCGUGUCUGCCUUCCUUGUGAUCGAAGCCGAUGAGAAGAAGUGCCUCUCCUGUGGGAAGAGCGAGCCCGGCCCGGCCACGGAGGACAGCCCAGUAGCCCUCUCCGACUCUGGUGCCCGCGAAGCCAAAGGAGCUGUGCCCACCGGGGGCUCAGGGCCAACCUCCUACAUGAAUAACCCAGAGCCUGUUCAGUAUGCCAAGGUCCUGGGGGGCAGCUAUCACCUUCAGCAAAAAGCCUCGCCCACCAUCUACAUCCGCUCCAGCUCCAGGCAGCCUCUCCUCCGCAGUCUGAGCCCCAGCCCGAAGUCCUACAAGAACCUAUGGUUCCACAGCGACCAGCCCGAGCGAGCGACGCCCUCCAGCUUCCAAGAGGAGACGGUUUUCUUGGACGGAGCCCUGCUGGAUUUCCCACUGCUUCAGGGCCUGAAAAUUGACGGGGAUGAAGACCUCUGCAACUUCCGAAGGCUGUAAGGGCCCAGCUGCUGUCCCAGGGCUGCAGGGAGAACAGUCUACUCUUUUGGGGGGUUUUCUUCUUCCUUCUCCUCCCGGAGGGGUCUGGCCAGCCAUUAUUUUGUCUUUUGGACUAUAUCCUUAUAUAGACUAUAUCCUCCUGGCCAGGAAGGCGGGAAAGAUAGGCAAUGUUCCCAGGGCGGAGUCACAGUUCUCCAGACUCAGAAGCAGACAUGCUUUAGUUUAAAUCAGGGCUCUCCAAACUGGGCAACUUUAAGACUUCAACUCCCAGAAUUCCUCAGCCAGCCAAGAAGUUGAUGUCCACAAAUCUUAAAGUUGCCAAGUUCAGAGCAAAAUGGUUUAGAUGAGCAGAAGGCAACCUCAGGGAGGAUGCAUAUAUUGGAGUUUCACUUGUUUCUGCUUCAGAAGCUGCCAUUGAGAUGAUUUGACGGCGUCUCCAAGGAUGAGAAGCGGCCUACCUGGAGGUGCUAGAAAGUUUGAAGAUUAGGUAAAAAUUAGGUGCCUUAACACAUUUAACAUUUCUACACCUUCAGAAUACAAACACUGUACCCCUCGCAACCUGCAGGGUGUGUGGCUCAUGGUGCUACCAGGGCUGUAGAUGCAGGCCGAUAGCUGUAAGUUCCCCCAGCACCACUUUUGCGUCAUCUUUUUGCAACUGUUAGGCCUGUUCAGUCCUGCUGAGUAUCAUCUGUUCUCAUGACUUCUGCUCCGAUCGGAAUAGAGGAGCCACAGCCCUAGAAUGGACAUUCUCCUCCCCAGUGGCUUCUUUUGUCACUGAUAUACGAAGUUUGUUGGUCGCAACAGCUGCCUGCCGGAUCUCCACAUUUCUUGAUUAUCUGGACUGUAUCCCUUACAUCCCUCAGCUGCCAGAGGUGGUGCUGUGUUCAUUCCAAAACUACCACUUUCCACCAAAUUUUGACUUUUCUCUUACAUAUUGCAGAUUUCUUUGGUGUACUCCUGCUAAGCUCACCGCGGCCUUGACGUGGUCCUUGAGCACAUGCAGAUCAUUCCAUUUCUUCCUCAAGAUUUAAUGGACUACGUGUGCAUGAAUCUUUAAAAGAAAAAAAAUCUCAAAGCAUCUUCAAUGAGCCCAUAUUGGGAGGGUCUACAAGAAAGGAGCUGCCGAAAUGGAUCCAUCUGCAAGUACACCUACUUCUGUAGCUGCUCCUCCUAUCCUAAAGGAAUAGUCUUGGAGGGUAAUUUUUUAUCACUUCCAAGUUGUGUGGAAUCCUUGGUGCUGUCUGACUUUGGUUGUUUACGUGCAGAUCUUUCCUUACUCAACUAAGUUACCUCAUCAGGGCUAGUGAUUGUGAGGUUUGUUUAUCUCCCUAUUUAUAUUUUAUUCAGCCAACAGAAAAGGCUAACCAGAACAAACCAGAACACAUCUUUACUAAUAGCCAACACCCAGAUAAGUAGGUAUUAACCUCAGACAAGCAACCAAGCGGAAAACAGUACCCUAAUUAAAGAAUUACCAAGGAGAAAAACUACACCAUCAACACUGGCAGUGCAAGCUACUAUGCACCAACAGGGAGCAAACCACACAUUCACUAGUGCUGGUGAUGCUACCCAGUGGGGAAAUAUCUGCAGGCAAAUGAGCCAGCUCAGAGAGUACCAAGGACUCCACCGUUCAAUCUUGAGCUACAAAUUCUAUUCAUACCUCCGGUAUUUACUGAACUCCCCAAUCUGGUAUCCCAAAAGAGAGCGGAGUUCAGCAAUCUGGGCAGGAAGGCCCACGUCUCCAUUACCGAGAACUCUGGUGCCAUUUUGGCUACUGAUUCAGUCAGUGAAGGUCUUCUGCUGUCCAGGACCAAGCAGACCAUCUCCUAAGCUGCCAAUGGUCCACAGAAGAAGUCUUUCAGCUGUUGAAAUGAUGUAGAUGCUUGUGGAGGAGCCCCAGCUGAGAAAGAGCCACAGCUCAGUAUGGGAUAUAAAGGGAAGAGUAGAAGGAAGUAACGGCAUGAAGAAGGGUGAGAAAGAAGCAGAGGUUUCCGGGUCAAUCCAGAUGGUCUUUUGACUGACUUGCAAGGAGGACUCAGCAAAAGACACGGGACUUGUGGUGGUGAACAGCUGCAAGAGGAAACCAAGGAUCGUAAAGAGAAGACUCGUUUGGAGAACGCCUUCGUUCCUUCAAAAUGCUUUUGCUGCUAUUAUUUAUCAUGUAUAUAAAACACCGAACAUUAAAGGUGCUCUUGUAUUGCC